AUGCCUGAAGAGAAAAAGUUGAACAAGCCUCUACUUAACAUGAGUGACCAUGAUGGGGAAGCUAAGGAAUAUACUAAUAAGGAAAAAGAACACAGUAGUACUUUGGGUGUGUCGUCAAAAUAUCAUGUAAGUCAUCACGAUAUGAAAAAUUUAAUGAAAAGGAAUGAAAAGAAAAUAAAAAGUGAAAAUGUAUAUAUAGACUACCUCAGGUCUAGGUUUAAAAGAAAUGAGAGCUCGGAAAUUUCCAAGUAUAGUAGUGCAUUAGAUGAAAACGGAAGAGAAUACAAGGAAUACAAAGAAUUUAAAGAUUCCAAUGAAUCCUAUGUUAAUAGAAAAAUGUUUCCCUAUAAGAUGGGAUACAAAGGAGAAGACGUAAGUAAAGAAACAGAGGAGUAUUCAAAAAGUGACGAUUUUAAGGUUCGCAUUAAAUGCUUUAAUAAAUAUUUAAAGCAUUAUGUUCAUAAAAUAAGUAAUGGGGAAACCGUGCAAUAUUCUUUGCAAACACAUGAAUUAUUAAAAAUAGUUCAUCAAAUAAAGGGAGAAAAUACGCCUACAAAUUCUAGUGGUCUAGCUCAAUAUAGAGAUAUAAGACAAUUGCUCUCAAGUAAUAGUAACACAAGAUUUGAUAUAUCACCAAAAAGAAAUUGUGUAUUAAUUAAUUUGCCAUAUAGAAAAUGUAUAAUAUUUAAAGACUUCUUAUUAUAUAUUCCUACCUUUACAAAUAGCCCAGUACCUGAAAUAGCUGAAAAGGAAGAAAGAAUGUGUAAAUAUUUUAUUGAAAAUGCAAAAGUUAUUUCUUUAAUAAAAGAUUCAUUACCCUUUGAAAUAUUAAUUUUAGAAGCUAUUUUUGUUGAUAUAUGUGAAGAAUUAAAAAAUGAAAUUGAACCCGUAAUAUGUGAAGCAGAAAAAUUAUUCGAGAUAAUAAGCAAUAAUUUAAGUAUAUACAAAUGCAUAAACAAAUUGACAGAGAUGAGAAGAAAGUUAAAAAUAAUUGAUGAAAAGGUACAAAGUGUUUAUAAAGCUUUACAUACAGUUUUAAAUAAUGAUGAAGAUGUAAGAAGGUUGGAAGUGUCUUAUUUUGGAGAUAAACCAGAAUUAUGGGAAAAAUGUGACCCAACACCAAAUAAUGAGGACACUGAAAUGUUACUAGAAUAUUAUUGUCAUGAAAUUGAUGAGUUUUUAAAAAUUAUUCAUAGAACGUAUCAAUCAUUAGAUGACGUCUUACAAAUGGUAGAACUGAAUUUAGAUGAUGCAAGGAAUAAUGUUUUAAAAUUAGAAUUAGGGUUGAAGAUAUAUGGUAUAAUUAUAACUGUUGUAGGUACUGUAGCAGCUAUUUUUGGAAUGAAUUUAAAAAAUGGAUUUGAAAGUGAUCAAUAUGUUUUCUGGACCCUUGCAUUCUCUCUAAUGCUUAUAAUACUAUUCUGUUUAUUUUAUGUCAUUGUAUCUUUCAAGAAGGUGAACAUCUAA
This is a messenger RNA of Plasmodium gonderi, 1467 nucleotides long. Its product is annotated as CorA-like Mg2+ transporter protein. Bases 1 to 1467 code for a protein of 488 amino acids. The transcript has a single exon. Gene Ontology annotation, molecular function: magnesium ion transmembrane transporter activity. Lineage: Eukaryota; Apicomplexa; Aconoidasida; Haemosporida; Plasmodiidae. Gene Ontology annotation, biological process: magnesium ion transport. The record is from RefSeq and is a predicted model, not a curated record.